Messenger RNA from Botrytis fragariae, 855 nucleotides. RefSeq lists its product as uncharacterized. Gene Ontology annotation, molecular function: protein binding. The record is from RefSeq and is a predicted model, not a curated record. The coding region runs from base 1 to 855 and encodes 284 amino acids. NCBI's taxonomy places the organism in Eukaryota, Fungi, Ascomycota, Leotiomycetes, Helotiales, Sclerotiniaceae. The transcript has 3 exons.
AUGACUACACCUCUUAAGAAACACUGGCCCAAGAGGCCUGUCCUUGAUUACUCUAAAGAUGAAUUCAUACGUAUUAACGUCGGCACUGCGCCAAAUAUCGACACCUUUUACGUCUCCAAAAUUCGUCUUGCCUACUACUCACCUUACUUCCGGACAUCCUUGAAUUUUCCAAGAGAAGAUAGUCAGGUAAUCGAGCUUCCAGAUAUGUGUCCCAAGAUAUUUCGUCAUAUCGUUCAAUACAUGAACACUGGAACAAUUAUUAUCCCAGAGUCUAAUGAGGUCAUCGUAGACCACAACUAUCCCAAAAAUACACCAAGGGAACGGCACCUGAAUCUCCCUACACUUGCCCACAUUUGGUUUCUGGCUCACUAUCUUUUGAUUCCUCACAUUCAGAAUAUUGCUAUAUUUCUCAUGCAUGCACGUAUGAAAUAUAGCGCAGACACACGAGAAUUUAGUGUUGACGAAAUGAUUACUGCGCUGAACAUCGCAUGCGGUACCGACGGAACUAUAAUCGCAGAAGGCAAUGAUGUAAUAGACCUCUUACAGCUUUGGAUGAUUUGGGAUUCAGAUAUUGAUGAUUGGGCUCACGAUCAAAAGGAGCGAGUUCCGGGAAAGGUUUUAGAUAUCGUGGCAGCCACUUGGCGGAUGGAUCGCAACUCGCCAUACUACCAUGAUUAUUAUAUGCCAAGGGGAUAUGGGAUAGGUGAGGCAAAUGAUCAUUACGUCAAGGACAAGAUUGACGAGGGAGAUGUCGUGGAGGGACUGCCAGAGUUUCCACGGUAUAAAGAUUCAUAUGAGGAAGAUCGAAAGCAGAAGGAGAAACGGAAGUCAGAGCCGGGUUUUCAUUCGACAUAG